Molecule: messenger RNA, 1052 nt
Organism: Trichoplax adhaerens
Lineage: Eukaryota; Metazoa; Placozoa; Uniplacotomia; Trichoplacea; Trichoplacidae
Product: phosphatase 2A
Exons: 7
Coding region: 1-933 (310 amino acids)
Biological process (GO): mitotic cell cycle; peptidyl-serine dephosphorylation
Cellular component (GO): cytosol
Molecular function (GO): protein serine/threonine phosphatase activity
Source: RefSeq, a predicted model, not a curated record
AUGGCGGAAGACAAAGCUACAGCUAAGGAGUUGGAUCAGUGGAUCGAAAAGCUACUGGAAUGCAACCAGUUAGGGGAGAAUCAAAUAAAAACUUUAUGUGAGAAGGCAAAAGAAAUUCUAGGUAAGGAGUCUAAUGUUCAGCCUGUUCGUUGUCCUGUUACUGUCUGCGGUGAUGUGCAUGGGCAAUUUCAUGAUUUAAUGGAGCUUUUCCGGAUUGGAGGACGAUCUCCAGAUACAAAUUAUCUUUUUAUGGGUGACUACGUUGAUCGCGGAUACUAUUCUGUCGAAACGGUUACGCUUCUGGUAGCUCUGAAGGUUCGCUUUCCUGAGCGGAUUACUAUCUUACGCGGGAAUCAUGAAAGUCGUCAAAUUACUCAAGUUUAUGGAUUUUACGACGAAUGUCUUAGAAAAUAUGGAAAUGCAAAUGUCUGGAAAUAUUUCACAGAUUUAUUUGACUAUUUACCUUUGACUGCGUUGGUCGAUGGACAGAUAUUUUGUUUACACGGUGGUCUCUCCCCAUCAAUCGAUACUCUUGAUCAUAUUCGGCUGCUUGACAGAUUUCAGGAAGUUCCGCACGAGGGUCCAAUGUGUGACUUACUUUGGUCCGAUCCAGACGAUCGUGGAGGCUGGGGUAUUUCACCUCGCGGGGCUGGAUAUACGUUUGGCCAAGAUAUUUCUGAAACUUUUAACCAUACAAAUGGUCUGACUCUGGUUUCAAGGGCGCAUCAGCUUGUUAUGGAGGGAUAUAAUUGGUGCCACGAUCGAAACGUUGUGACAAUAUUCAGUGCUCCAAAUUACUGCUAUCGUUGCGGAAAUCAGGCAGCUAUAAUGGAACUAGAUGAUUCCCUGAAAUAUUCAUUUUUACAAUUUGAUCCUGCACCUAGACGUGGAGAACCUCAUGUAACUCGGCGUACCCCAGAUUAUUUCUUGUAAAAUUUGUUAUCUAUAAACAACCUGUAUAGGAACGUAACUCAAAUUUAAGUAAUCCAAGCUUUAGAGCUUGUGGUGUACAACAUGCAGUAAUACGUAUAAUUAAUGCUGUAUUGUUAACG